Molecule: messenger RNA, 1148 nt
Organism: Brassica napus (rape)
Lineage: Eukaryota; Viridiplantae; Streptophyta; Magnoliopsida; Brassicales; Brassicaceae
Product: protein DOWN-REGULATED IN DIF1 11-like
Exons: 1
Coding region: 609-1106 (165 amino acids)
Source: RefSeq, a predicted model, not a curated record
UUCUUAAAACUUAAUAAAUAUUAGAUUGUUAUUCGUAAAUUAUUUUUAUUCAUAAGAACAUUUAUUGUAUAUGCUAAAUUAUGCUUGGUUUAAGUUAACAUUAAAUAGUUUUAUAUAAAUAAAAUUUUAGAAUCGAUAAAUUAAUAUCAAAUAAGUUUUAUAAAAAUUAUAUCAAAUAAGUAUAUAUCACAAAUUUAAUUCAACAAACUAAAGAUGUUUUAUUAAAACCUCGUAAUGAUACACGUUGAAGUAAUUAAAAACCAAAUUAAGUAAUAUUUUAGAAUUUUUUCCUAAUUAAUAAAAUAAUUUAUUAUGUAUAUUUAAAUACACUAAAAUAAAAAUGUUAAAACAUUACUUAAAUAAUAAUGUUAAAAUAUAUUAAUAUUAUACAUUAGAUUUUUUUAAAAUAUAUUUUCGCGCUUUUAAUCGCGGGUUAUAGUCUAGUAUCUUUUAAAACAUAACAAUUAAAUGCUGAAUUUUAUGAAGUUAUAACAUAAAGUGAUAAAUGAACAAACUUCCUCAAAGCACCAUGUUCAUUGCCUUGUAAAAUCAUCUCUCGUUCAUUGAUACCACUCAAACAUCUACCAAUAUCAAAAGCAAAAGCAAAUAUGGCAAAGUCUCUUCACAUUGCAAUGUUUGUAUCAAUAGUAAUGUUCUUCACGUCAAAUUUGAUUUCUUCCCAGGAAAUUGAUCAACAUUCACAAGAGGCACCAGGAGAUGUGAAGAUAUCUCCCACAUUGGAUUUUGAUAUUUUCGUCGAAUCUCCUCAUGAAUCUUCAUUUGAAGAAGCCGAUUCACCCGCAAUGGAAUAUGAGAUAAAGUUUGGACAUCAUUACACGGACAAACAGUUCGGUUUUCUUGAGGUUUGCGCUCAAAAGCUGAACUCAUCACACUAUGGAGAUGAUCUUUUCAAGAACAUGGUAGGUGAGGGAACACCAGUAUUGUUAGCUGAAUGUUGUGCUGAGCUACUAAAGAUUGGAAACGAUUGUUAUUUAGAAACGGCUCAAGUCAUUUUAUCGAGUUACGAUUUUAGAAAUAUUGCGUCUAAGACUAUUCCGAAAAGCAAACAGACAUGGACUGAUUGUGUUCGUCUAACUGAGAAUUGAAACUCAGAUGGGCAGUUUGAUCGUUAUUGAGGAACUAAACUA